AUGGACAAGAAGUCCAAGGUCUCCUCCCCACCCGACGAGGAUGAAACAAAGGUGGCGGUUUUGGGAUACCCUCCACAACAAUCGCCACUCCCCCAUCACCAUCAUUAUCCCGGUUACCCUGUUCCGGCGCCCUAUCAUCCCGGAUAUCCGCCGUCUCCGUCUAUCUCGCCGUACGCCGCCGGCCCCCCUGGGUACCCUAACCAGCCCCACCAAUAUCCUCCCAUGCAGAAUUACUACCAGCCGCCGCACCACCCCGGGUAUUACAACUCCGCCCCGUUGCCGCCGCACGUGGAAUUCGAGCCGCGGCCGAAGAUUCUUUUGGCGCGGGUGAUUCUGUGUCUCUUGGUUUUCUUGAUCCUCGGGACGGUCGCCAUGAGCCUGCUGACGUAUAUCGUCUUCGGCUCCGCCGUCCCUUUCUUCGACGUCGCCGCAUUUUCCGUCCCGUCGUUCAAUCUCUCCGACAAGUCCCUCGCCGGGACGUGGCAGGCGAAUUUCUCCGUGGAGAAUCCCAACCACGGCCUCGACGUGAUGUUCGAGCGGGUUGAGUCCAUGGUUUAUUACAACGAGUUCUUGUUGGCCAACAAGAUGGUGGAGCCCUUCGAGCUGAAGAGGAACGCGAAGAUGGUCCUGCCGGCCCGGAUUUCGAGUCCGGCGACGAGAGACGGCGGCAACGAGAGAGAGCCGCCGUGGAAGGAGAUGAAAAGUGAGCUGGACGACAGCCGGGACCUCGAGUUCCAGGUGGCGUUGGAGGUUCUGGCGACGUUCAAAUCCGGGUCGGAUUUGAGCCGGCGGAUGACGUUUACCGUUUCUUGUUAUGGGUUGACAGCCCACUUUAAGGAUCCCGGUGUCGGAGUUUGGGAUGGUGUUAAACCCAGUUGUACCGUAUUGUUUUAA
This is a messenger RNA of Ipomoea nil (Japanese morning glory), 894 nucleotides long. RefSeq lists its product as uncharacterized. NCBI's taxonomy places the organism in Eukaryota, Viridiplantae, Streptophyta, Magnoliopsida, Solanales, Convolvulaceae. Gene Ontology annotation, cellular component: plasma membrane. The coding region runs from base 1 to 894 and encodes 297 amino acids. The record is from RefSeq and is a predicted model, not a curated record. The transcript has a single exon.